AUUGUCGUUUGCAAAUGUGUUGCUAUAUAAACGCUUUGAGUUUUGUUUAUAGUUCAUAUAUAAUUAAGGAGUUAUCCUUUCUAACUAAUAAUUGAGAGGAUCAUUGCUAGCCAAUGUUAAUAAUGUCUAAAUCGCACUUUAGUAAUAUUUUUAUAGCUAUCUUUGGUUUAUCUAUUUUAUUUAAUUGUUUAACAAAUGCCGCGGUACAUCGCACCAUAGAAGAGGCUCGUCAAGAACGUCAGCGUUUAGUGCAAAAAUAUAUUAAAACUCUUAAUAAAGAGGAGGGCGCUAUACGCUUGGUUGGUGGCCAAACGGAAUUCGAAGGUAAUAUCGAGGUAUUACACAACAAUAAAUGGGGAGCAAUAUGUGAUGAUGAAUGGGAUGCCAUCGAGGGUCGCUUAGUAUGUAGACAACUUGGUUUUCCCGGUUUUAAAAAAGUAACACAUAGUGGUUACUUUGGACCAGCACGACGACGUUUUUGGAUGGAUAAUUUAUUUUGUGAAGGUCACGAGAAAGAAUUAACGCAUUGUCGAUUCGAUGGUUGGGGUGUGAAUGAUUGCGAAGCUAGUGAAGCAGCCGGUGUUAUAUGUGAAAGCCCAUAUCCAGAACCAACUGAACCACCUAAACUUAAUUUACCAAAAUAUCGCAUACAUCAUGCGUUUCCAGUUGAUGUACGCCUACGUGGAGGACGCACGCGUAAUGAAGGUCGCGUAGAGGUAAGCAUAGACAACGGAGCAUGGGGUACAAUAUGUUCAGAUGGUUGGUCAUUACUUGAAGCGAAUGUUGUAUGCCGGCAAUUGAAUUUGGGUUAUGCACGUGAUGCAUUACAAACAGAUUAUUUCGGUGGAGCAAAUAUAUCCGCAAAUAUGUUAAGUGGCACAGAAUGUUAUGGUAAUGAAUCCACGCUGGCACAGUGUCUACAUCACGAUCAGCAAGCAGGCACAGCAGGUUGUCAUGGGCUAGUAAACCAUGUGGCUGUAGUUAUAUGCGAUCAUUUAGCUCCUGAUUUAGUAGUAGAUUUUUAUGAAUUGGAACGUACUGCACAUUUAGAAGAUCGUCCUAUGGCUUUAAUGCAGUGUGCAAUGGAAGAGAAUUGUGUAGCGAAUGAAGCUUAUGAAAUACAACGUGAUGAUCCAAAUUGGCGUUAUUCGACGAGAAGAUUACUCAAAUUUACGGCAAGUGCACUAAAUGCUGGCAACACAGAUUUUCGACCUUUUAAGGAGAAACACAUGUGGGAGUGGCAUAUGUGCCAUAUGCACUAUCAUAGCAUGGAAGUGUUUGCUACUUUUAACAUAUAUGAUUUGCAUGGUAUUAAAGUGGCACAGGGUCAUAAAGCAUCCUUCUGCUUGGAGGACAGUCAGUGUUUGCCGGGUAUACCAAAGAAAUAUAACUGUGCCAAUUUUGGUGAUCAAGGCAUUUCUGUGAAUUGUUCAGAUGUGUAUUUAUAUAACCUUGAUUGUCAAUGGGUUGAUAUAACAGAAAUGGAAACGGGUGAAUAUAUCUUAAAAAUGGCUAUUAAUCCAGAAUUUAAGGUUGCUGAAAUGAGUUUCGAUAAUAAUGCUGCUGUAUGCAGUUUAAUUUAUACUGAAACCUAUGCUCGAGUAGAAGAUUGCAGGCUAGAAAGACCUUAAAUUACUGAACAUAUUUAAUAUUUUAUAAAAUAUUAAGAGAACUGCUCUUAUGAAUAACGAGUAGCCAAGCGAACAUGUGCCAAAUAUUAACUAAGAACCAAACACUGCUUUUGCUUAGCAAAACUAUUUAUGGGUAUUAAGUUUACAAAUGAAAUUAUAAUAAUUUAUGAAUAAAGAAAUCAUAUUAUGAUGUAUGUAUAGAUAUGUAU
Messenger RNA from Teleopsis dalmanni, 1840 nucleotides. Its product is annotated as lysyl oxidase homolog 3B-like. Lineage: Eukaryota; Metazoa; Arthropoda; Insecta; Diptera; Diopsidae. Gene Ontology annotation, cellular component: membrane. Gene Ontology annotation, molecular function: protein-lysine 6-oxidase activity; copper ion binding. Gene Ontology annotation, biological process: peptidyl-lysine oxidation. Bases 114 to 1631 code for a protein of 505 amino acids. The record is from RefSeq and is a predicted model, not a curated record. The transcript has 4 exons.